Messenger RNA from Marmota monax (woodchuck), 1177 nucleotides. RefSeq names its product ninjurin 1 (gene Ninj1). The transcript is spliced from 4 exons. Gene Ontology annotation, cellular component: membrane. The record is from RefSeq and is a predicted model, not a curated record. Gene Ontology annotation, biological process: tissue regeneration; cell adhesion. Bases 72 to 530 code for a protein of 152 amino acids. Lineage: Eukaryota; Metazoa; Chordata; Mammalia; Rodentia; Sciuridae.
CAGCCGCGGACCCGGCGGCAGAGGCGCGGGAGGGUUCAGGCCCGGAGCUAGGCGGCCCGCGCGGUCGCACCAUGGAUUCGAGCACCGAGGAAUACGAGCUCAACGGCGACCUGCGCCCGGGCUCGCCCGGCUCCCCCGAUGCCUCGCCGCCGCGAUGGGGCCGGAGGAACCAGCCCAUCAACAUGAACCAUUACGCCAACAAGAAGAGCGCAGCCGAGAGCAUGUUGGACAUUGCGCUGCUGAUGGCCAAUGCGUCCCAGCUGAAGGCCGUGGUGGAGCAGGGCCCCAGCUUUGCCUUCUUCGUGCCCCUGGUGGUCCUCAUCUCCAUCUCCCUGGCUCUGCAGAUCAGCGUGGGCGUGCUGCUCAUCUUCCUCGUCAAGUACGACCUUAACAAUCCGGCCAAGCACGCCAAGCUGGACUUCCUCAACAACCUAGCCACGGGCCUGGUGUUCAUCAUCGUGGUGGUCAACAUCUUCAUCACAGCCUUUGGGGUCCAGAAACCCGUGAUGGACGUGGCACCCCGGCAGUAGGGCAGCCAGAACCCUGAAUGGCAACUGCCCCACAGCCUGGCUGCCCAGAGCCCAGGAGCCACCGUGCCCUGAGAUGUCCACCACUGUGUGGAGCACUCCCCAGACCUGCCAGAGCCCAGGCUGCUCUCGACUGGUCUGUGUCCUGGGACGAGCCUCUGUUCUGACUGUGACUGCCCCAUAGAAGGCUACUCCUGUCAUGUGGGGCCUGGAUGUAAGGCCCAGAAGGUCAGAACUGGACAGUCCCACAGACAUGCAGCAGGUCCGUGGAUGGGCCGGAUGGAGGGGCCAGCAGUGGCCUCUAUCUCAGGACAUUCGCGAAAGACAAGGCGAUUCCCCUCCCUUUGCUGAUGCACCAGCAGACCUAUUUCCCAUGGGGCCUUCCCAGGUGGCUCUGGUGACUGCUGCCUCCUCCAUUUCCUAACUGGGGACACUGGAUAGCCAGCACCACCUGUUGGCCUUAGUGGUGGCCACUGCUCUGGCCUCAGUGCCUGGGCUUAGUAGCCAUCAAAAGGCAGCUGUGCCUGUGUGGGCCAUCACCCUGCCCGUGCCCUCCAACCAGCAGUGGCCCUGCAAAGCCCAGCCCCUCCUUGGGGGUCCAAACCCCACUUUUCUAAUCAGGAAUGAUUAAUAAAGCUUGUGCUUCUCCC